AUGAGCUCGGUGAAAACAUAUACUGCCUACGCAUUUGAGACUUUAUACUCGAAAUUGCACAAAACGGACCCAAUUCCGUUUUCCAAGCUGAAGCUUGCUCUAGAAAACGACUCAAAUGUGGUCACCGAAAAGUGUCCCUUAUUCGUUACAUGGAACAUCAAGCAGGGACAUGAUAAGGUCUUGCGUGGAUGCAUCGGUAACUUUAGCGAUCUCACGCUACCUGCCGGUGUUCGUGAAUAUGCGCUGAUUGCUGCUUUGGAGGAUCCAAGAUUUGAGCCUAUAACUUUACGGGAAUUACCUAAGCUCUCGUGUUCUGUGACGUUGCUCAAGAACUUUGAGAAGGGAAAAGAUGCUCUUGAUUGGGAAUUGGGCAAACACGGGAUCAGAAUCUUGAUCAAUGGCAAAAAAUCUGCUACAUUCCUGCCUGAGGUUGCUACGGAGCAAGGAUGGACAAAAGAGGAGACGUUGCAGCACCUUGUUCAGAAAGCUGGCCAUUAUCAGACCAGCUGGGAAGAGGCCGAUAUAGAGCUUACGCGGUACCAAGGAAUCAAGGAGUCCUUGGAUUACGACACGUUCAUGGAUUUACGGGAGAAAUUGCAAUGA
This is a messenger RNA of Ogataea angusta, 603 nucleotides long. RefSeq lists its product as uncharacterized. NCBI's taxonomy places the organism in Eukaryota, Fungi, Ascomycota, Pichiomycetes, Pichiales, Pichiaceae. The record is from RefSeq and is a predicted model, not a curated record. The transcript has a single exon. Bases 1 to 603 code for a protein of 200 amino acids.